Molecule: messenger RNA, 1917 nt
Organism: Budorcas taxicolor (takin)
Lineage: Eukaryota; Metazoa; Chordata; Mammalia; Artiodactyla; Bovidae
Gene: DDX56
Product: DEAD-box helicase 56
Exons: 14
Coding region: 14-1783 (589 amino acids)
Cellular component (GO): nucleolus
Molecular function (GO): nucleic acid binding; RNA helicase activity; ATP binding
Source: RefSeq, a predicted model, not a curated record
ACAGAGCAGCAGCAUGGAGGAUCCAGAAUCAUUGGGCUUCGAACACAUGGGCCUGGACCACCGGCUCCUACAGGCCGUCACCGAUCUGGGCUGGUCGCGACCCACGUUGAUCCAGGAGAAGGCCAUCCCGCUGGCGCUGGAGGGAAAGGACCUCCUGGCUCGCGCCCGCACCGGUUCCGGAAAGACCGCCGCUUAUGCCAUUCCUAUGCUACAGCUGCUGCUCCACAGGAAGGCGACAGGCCCCGUGGUGGAGCAGGCUGUGAGAGCCCUAGUCCUUGUGCCGACUAAGGAGCUGGCGAGGCAGGCCCAAUCCAUGAUUCAGCAACUGGCUGCCUACUGUGCUCGAGACAUCCGGGUGGCCAACGUCUCAGCUGCUGAAGACUUAGCCUCUCAGAGAGCUGUGCUGAUGGAGAAGCCCGAUGUGGUGGUGGGGACCCCAUCCCGCAUAUUAAACCACUUGCAGCAAGACAACUUGAAGCUUCGAGACUCCAUGGAGCUGCUGGUGGUUGAUGAGGCUGAUCUUCUUUUCUCCUUUGGCUUUGAGGAGGAACUUAAGAGUCUUCUCUGUCACUUGCCCCGGAUUUACCAGGCUUUUCUGAUGUCAGCUACUUUUAAUGAGGAUGUGCAAGCACUUAAGGAGCUGGUACUACAUAACCCGGUUACCCUCAAGUUACAGGAGUCCCAGCUACCAGGGCCAGACCAGUUACAGCAGUUUCAGGUGGUCUGUGAGACUGAGGAAGACAAAUUUCUGUUGCUGUAUGCCCUGCUCAAGCUGUCGUUGAUUCGGGGAAAGUCUCUGCUCUUUGUCAACACUCUGGAGCGGAGUUACCGGCUGCGCCUAUUCCUGGAGCAAUUCAGCAUCCCCGCCUGUGUGCUCAAUGGAGAGCUCCCACUACGCUCCAGGUGUCACAUCAUCUCACAGUUCAACCAAGGCUUCUACGACUGCGUCAUAGCAACAGAUGCUGAAGUCCUGGGGCCUCCAGUCAAGGGCAAGCAUCGGGGCAAAGGACCCAAGCGGGACAAGGCUUCUGAUCCGGAGGCAGGUGUGGCCCGGGGCAUAGACUUCCACCACGUAUGUGCUGUGCUCAACUUUGAUCUUCCCCCAACCCCCGAGGCCUACAUACAUAGGGCCGGCAGGACGGCACGUGCCAACAACCCCGGCAUAGUCUUGACCUUCGUGCUGCCCACAGAGCAGUCUCAGCUGGGCAAGAUCGAGGAGCUUCUCAGUGGAGACAGUGGGGCCCCUGUCCUGCUUCCUUACCAGUUCCACAUGGAGGAGAUCGAGGGCUUCCGCUAUCGCUGCAGGGAUGCCAUGCGCUCAGUGACUAAACAAGCCAUCCGCGAGGCAAGGCUGAAGGAGAUCAAAGAGGAGCUCCUGCACUCAGAGAAGCUCAAAACAUACUUUGAAGACAAUCCCAGGGACCUCCAGUUGCUGCGGCAUGACCUGCCCUUACACCCCGCCGUGGUGAAGCCUCACCUGGGCAACGUCCCUGACUACCUGGUUCCUCCUGCUCUGCGCGGCCUCGUCCACCCUCACAAGAAGCGGAAGAAGCCCCCCACCUCUAAGAAGGCCAAGGAAGGAGCCAUCGAAACCUUGGGAAUCAGAAACCACUUCCAGGAAGCAGCACCUGGCUCUUUGCCUGCUGUGCACAGUGCCUCCUUGGCCAGAAGAGGUCAGCCUUGCAGUGCUGCAGCCUGGAGCCCUCAGGCCCGGAGAGCCAGCAUCUGGCUCUCUGGCCUUACAGGCUGCUACCUGUGGCCUUUCUCUCUGGGAUCAGGCUGACGCCUCCUUUCUCUGAAGCUUGGGAACGACUUUUUGCCUCCUGGAAAGAUGGGCCUGCCUGAUGACACCUCUUUCUCCAGGGCACAUUGUAAAUUCACCCUUCUACUCCCUCAGGCAGCCAGGGACAGCUGUCU